AUGGAAGAACGAGAAUUGGUUUGUGUUUUUUCUUCACGAGUAGCCGAGACAGUAAAUCAAAUCAAAAGCUGUGGUGACACAAUUACAGAUAAAAGAGUCGUGGAGAAAAUGUUAAGAUGCCUUCCUCCAAAGUUUGACCAUGUUGCAGCCGCAAUUGAAGAAUCGAAAGACUUGUCCAAAAUGACCAUUUAUGAGUUAACCGGGUCACUUCUUGCCCAUGAGCAAAGGAUCAAUCGUUCGAGUAAUCAAUCCACUACCGAACAAGCUUUCCAAUCAAAGCAAACAUCAAAAGGAGGAUCGAACAACUAUGGAGAACACAACAGAGGCUCAAAUCAAACAAAACAAAAAGAUAGCUAUUGGAAGAAGGGUGACAAGCAAAGCAAAUGGAAAGGCAAGCAAACACAAAUUUCUGGUGGUAACAAUCCAACUUGCAUAAUUUGCAAAAAAAUGAAUCAUGAAUCAAAGGAGUGCUACUUUAGAUGCAAAAGGUGCAAGAUCCCCAAUCAUUCUCAAAGGGAUUGUUGGUUUCAAAAUAAAGAGAUGACAGAAAGAAAAAGUGCAGCAAACUUUUCUCAAGAGAAUGAAAAGGAAAUUCUGUUUUAUUCUCAAAAUUAUGAAAAUGGAGCUCAAAGCCCUUGGUAUUGGGAUAGCGGUUGUAGCAAUCACAUGACGGGAAAUCGCGACAUCUUUGUGGACCUUAAUCCAAAUAUUACUUCACAAGUAAUUCUUAGCGAUGGAACAUGUAGAGAUGCGGUAGGAAAAGACACCAUUGCUGUCCAAAUUAAAGAAGGUAACAAGAAACUCAUCACAGAUGUUCUUUAUGUUUCCAAUCUUUCUCAUAAUCUCCUAAGUGUUGGACAACUUAUUCAAAGUGACUUCUCUAUCCACUUUGAUGAUGGUGCAUGCAAGAGACGAAGAUUUGGCGUAUUUGUGGCAUUUACGAUAUGGUCAUCUUCAUGA
Molecule: messenger RNA, 960 nt
Organism: Olea europaea var. sylvestris
Lineage: Eukaryota; Viridiplantae; Streptophyta; Magnoliopsida; Lamiales; Oleaceae
Exons: 2
Coding region: 1-960 (319 amino acids)
Source: RefSeq, a predicted model, not a curated record